This is a messenger RNA of Rotaria sp. Silwood2, 375 nucleotides long. The record is from the annotation of a GenBank genome assembly. Lineage: Eukaryota; Metazoa; Rotifera; Eurotatoria; Philodinida; Philodinidae.
AUGGCUAAAUUUUGCGCAAUUCUUCUUUUUAUUGUGACACAAGGUCUUGCAGCACCGUACAAAUCAUCAAACGGUUGUGGUUAUGAUUCAUGCAAUUUGGGUAAACCCGACAAACUUAAUGUUCAUAUUGUAGCUCAUACACAUGACGACGUUGGUUGGCUAAAAACAGUCGACCAAUAUUAUUACGGAUCACGUAGUGAAAUCUGCAAUCGAGGUGUUCAAUAUAUUCUCGACUCAGUGGUGCUAGCACUCACGGAAAAUCCCGAUCGUCGAUUUAUCUAUGUCGAAAUGGCUUUCUUUUGGCGUUGGUGGAAUCAACAAUCGGAAGAAAUACGCAACACCGUCAAGCAACUUGUUAAUGAAGGUUCGUAUUAA